Molecule: messenger RNA, 888 nt
Organism: Mya arenaria
Lineage: Eukaryota; Metazoa; Mollusca; Bivalvia; Myida; Myidae
Product: fibrinogen-like protein A
Exons: 2
Coding region: 1-609 (202 amino acids)
Source: RefSeq, a predicted model, not a curated record
AUGGGUCAAUAUGAGGCACAGACAGGUGUCUUCAGGAUCAGACCGGACGGAACAUCAAGUUUUCCCGUCCGUUGUGACAUGGAGACAUCAGGGGGUGGAUGGACCGUCAUACAGCGUCGAAUAUCGGGCUCAAAUUUCUUCAAAGAUUGGAAGACCUAUCAGAAAGGUUUUGGGAGCCUUGAUACCAACUUCUGGCUUGGCCUUGAGCAGAUUCAUUACAUAUCUCGACAAGAUCGAUACGAACUGCGAGUCGACAUGACGAAGUACGACGGUACAACUAAAUAUGCCUACUAUAAGGUGUUCAAGAUGGGGGAUUUGAAGUCUGGUUAUGAGCUAACCGUUGAUGGGUAUGCGGGAACAGCCGGAGACAACUUGUCACAUCACAAUGGUCAACAAUUCUCCACCUACGACAAUGACAACGAUAGCUAUGAUGGAAACUGUGCGGAAAUAUUCUUAGGUGCCUGGUGGUACAAGCACUGUCACCAAUCGAACCUCAACGGAGACUACGGAAACGAUGCAUAUGGACAGGGCCUGAACUGGUGGAAUUUCACCACCUACUACGAAUCCCUGAUGUCAGUCGAGAUGAAGAUUAGAAAAGUAUCAAUGUAAACUGACGUUUAAUUAUGAAAUUGAAAGUAUAUGUUGUGUGGUCUGAACGAGAGUAUGAUUGUUAGUCUGCAAUUGUCUUUGGAUAAUAUUUAUGUAAUUUUAUAGCAUAUAUUGCUUUUAUUGUGAACAAUAAUAUAGCAUAACCUUAAACCAAUGUGCAUUUUUUAAAAAUGGAAUCGUUUUUUAAUAAUGUUUUUAAUAGAAUGCCUUUACAAGUACUUUACAUAUAUAAUAUAUGCAUAUGACCAUUGUGCUUCAACAUGCUCAACUCCUGUGUUU